Messenger RNA from Carlito syrichta (Philippine tarsier), 1337 nucleotides. Its product is annotated as cytosolic beta-glucosidase. Gene Ontology annotation, molecular function: hydrolase activity, hydrolyzing O-glycosyl compounds. The record is from RefSeq and is a predicted model, not a curated record. The transcript has 4 exons. Lineage: Eukaryota; Metazoa; Chordata; Mammalia; Primates; Tarsiidae. Gene Ontology annotation, biological process: carbohydrate metabolic process. Bases 97 to 1314 code for a protein of 405 amino acids.
GGGUGAGAGCUCAUUUCCUGUUUGCACAGUUGCCCUGCUUCUCUGGCUAAAGGGCGUCCUGUCAGCUGAGGGUGCCAGUAGGCAACUUCCAAAACUAUGGCUUUCCCUCCGGGAUUUGGAUGGGGGGCAACCACGGCAGCUUACCAAGUGGAAGGAGGCUGGGAUGCAGAUGGAAAAGGCCCUUGUGUCUGGGACACAUUUACCCAUCAGGGAGGAGAGCGAGUUUUCAAGAACCAGACUGGCGAUGUAGCUUGUGGCAGCUACACUCUGUGGGAGGAAGAUUUGAAAUGUAUCAAACAGCUUGGAUUGACUCAUUACCGCUUCUCUCUUUCCUGGUCACGUCUGUUACCUGAUGGGACGACAGGUUUCAUCAACCAGAAAGGAAUUGACUACUACAGCAAGAUCAUUGAUGAUUUGUUAACAAAUGAGAUUACGCCCAUAGUGACCCUCUACCACUUUGAUUUGCCUCAGGCUUUAGAAGAUCAAGGAGGUUGGUUGUCAGAGACAAUCACUGAAUCCUUUGACAAAUAUGCUCAGUUUUGCUUCAGUACCUUUGGAGAUCGAGUCAAGCAGUGGAUCACCAUAAAUGAGCCCAAUAUUUUUGCCCUGUUGGCUUAUGACUUGGGUUUAUUUCCUCCUGGUGUUCCUCACUUUGGAAUUGGAGGUUAUCAGGCAGCUCAUAAUUUGAUUAAGGCUCAUGCCAGAGCCUGGCACAGCUAUGAUUCCUUAUUCCGAAAAGAGCAGAAGGGUGUGGUAUCCCUAACAUUUUUUGUUAUCUGGCUAGAACCAGCAGAUCCCAACUCAGUACCUGACCAGGAAGCUGCCAAAAGAAGCAUUGCUUUCCAGCUAGAUUUCUUUGCGAAACCCAUAUUCACUGAUGGUGAUUAUCCUGAAGUUGUCAAGUCUCAGAUUGCCUCCAUGAGUACAAAUCAAGGCUAUCCAUCAUCAAGGCUUCCAGAAUUUACAGAAGAAGAGAAGAAAAUGAUAAAAGGCACUGCUGAUUUCUUUGCUGUGCAGUAUUACACGACUCGCUUAGUCAAGUACCACAAGAACAAGACAGGAGAACUGGGCGUUCUCCAGGAUGUGGAAAUUGAAUUUUUUCCAGAUCCAUCUUGGAAAAAUGUGGGUUGGGUCUACGUGGUACCAUGGGGAAUACGUAAACUACUGAAAUAUAUUAAGGAUACGUAUAAUAACCCUGUAAUUUACAUCACUGAGAAUGGGUUUCCCCAGAGUGACCCCGUGUCCCUUGAUGACACUCAGCGCUGGGAGUAUUUCAGACAGACAUUUCAGGAACUGUUCAAAGGUACCAUUUGAAAUGAUGAAAGAUCAAUUGUGCA